Scleropages formosus (Asian bonytongue) is the source of this 3322-nucleotide messenger RNA. It is a transcript of the gene vwa2, whose product is annotated as von Willebrand factor A domain containing 2. Bases 179 to 2707 code for a protein of 842 amino acids. Lineage: Eukaryota; Metazoa; Chordata; Actinopteri; Osteoglossiformes; Osteoglossidae. Gene Ontology annotation, molecular function: calcium ion binding. Gene Ontology annotation, biological process: calcium-independent cell-matrix adhesion. Gene Ontology annotation, cellular component: basement membrane. The record is from RefSeq and is a predicted model, not a curated record. The transcript is spliced from 13 exons.
CACACCGACAGGAACUUUUACAGCGCGCUCCGCAGUGCGGAGGGGCUCGAGAUCAGCCGAUCGAAGGAACACACACGUGCGCGCGCAAAGACGGGUCUGGAAGUGGAGAACCUCAGCAAGAGCAUCGAAAUAACUUCAGUGUGGAGUUGGGACAGAGUGUGUGUGUGUGUGUGUGACGAUGGUCCGCAGCAUCGGAUCGCGAAUUCCCAAGAUGCACCUGCCCGGCCAAGCAGCUCUUCUUUCGUCACUGCUGUUGAUUCAAGUGCGGUCCUGUGUCUCCGUUCAGGAGAUUCACGCCAGUCAGGAGAUGAUCGUGAAGAUCGACUCAGCAGGAGAGUCCAUGCGGUGCUCUGCCCCCUUUGACCUCCUCCUCCUCCUGGAUGGCUCUCACAGUGUGGGCAAAGGGAGCUUCGAGCGCUGCAAACACUUUGCCCAGAAGCUAGUCCGUGCGCUGGACGUAGGUCCUAACAAGGUGAGGGUCGGGGCCGUGCAGUUCGGAUCCUCGCCCCGGUUGGAGUUCCCUCUGGAUUCUCACCUGACCGAAGAAGAGCUCGUUAGGCGCUUGAAGAAGAUAUCCUACAGAGGUGGCAGCACUCAGACGGGCCUGGCGCUGAAGUAUGUCCUGCGGAAAGGGUUCCCCGGGGGGCGCGACGGCGCAGCCCCCCGCGUUCUCGUCCUCCUUUCCGACGGCAGAUCGCAGGGCGACCCUGAGCCCCCUGCCUUGCGGCUGAAGCGGGAUGGAGUCGCCGUGUUUGCCGUGGGGGUCCGCUAUCCCAGGUGGGAGGAGCUUCACGCCCUCGCCAGUACGCCCAGAGAGCAGCACGUGCUGUUUGCCGAACACUUCGCCGACGCCGUCAACGGCCUCCUCAGCACCCUGAGCGCCUCCGGCGUCUGUGCCGCAGCGCCGCCAGGCUGCCGGGCGGAGACCUUCCCUUGCGUGCAGAAAACCCUGGAGACGGUUAAGGAGCUGCAGGGCAACUUUAUGUGCUGGAAAGGGUCCAAGGGCUACUUACCUUCCGCCUCCCUCUGCCCGUACUACAGGUGGAACAGGGUGUAUAAGAAACACCAGACGACUUGCCACAGAACCGUCUGUUCAGAACCCUGCGAUUCCACCCCCUGCCAGAACGGGGGCACCUGCGUGUCCGAGGGGCCGGAGACGUUCCGGUGCUUGUGCCCCCCGGGGUACGGCGACAACCCCACCUGCGACCCCCAGCUGACCCUGGAGUGUACCGUGGACCUCUUGUUCCUUGUGGAUGGCUCCUCCAGUCUUGGCCUCGAGGGCUUCCUGCACUUCAAGUCCUUCCUCAAGCGCUUUCUUCAGGUGGCGCUGGGGGGCGACACCCCGGUAAAUGUGGGCGUGGCCCAGUACAGCAGCCAGGUGACGAUGGAGGCGAAGGUGGGCGAGUACCGCAGCGUGGACGAGCUGCUGCGGGCGGUGGAGGCCACGGCCUACGGACGCGGCGGCGGCGGCGACCCUCACACGGGUGCGGCGCUGCAGUACGUCACGCGGCACGGGUUCACGAGCCGUCCCGUGUUCGCCGACGUGCAGGACGACCUGCCCCGGGUCGUGGUGCUGCUCUCGGGCUCCCCGUCCGCCGACCCCGUGGACGAGCCGGCCAGGUACGCUCGAGACCGCGAGAUCUUCCUCGUGGCGGUGGGACCCGAGGCGCUGAAGGCCCAGCUGAGCAACAUCACGGGGAACCUGCACCGAACCGUGACCUACAGCGCCCCCGGUGGCCUGGAGGCAAAGAUUCCUGAGCUACGAACCAAGAUUUGCAGCGUAGACAACCAAGGCUGCCCAGGUCAGGCUCUCGACCUGGUCAUGGUUCUGGAUGCAUCGGCCGCUGUGGGACGGGACAACUUCGCACGCCUGCGGGACUUUGUGAGGAGCGUCUCUGUGCAGUUUGACAUCAACCGCGAUGUGGCCCAGAUCGGCCUGGUGGCGUACGGCCGCAUGCCUGUGACGGCGUUUGACCUGGACACCCACGCCUCGGGGGCGGCGGUGCUGCGAGCUGUGGGAGAUGUGCCGUACCUGGGCGGGGCUUCGUCCACAGGCAGCGCCCUGCUGCACGUCCACAGUGAGACCCUCACCGUGUCCCGAGGAGCGCGGCCCGGCGUCAACAAGGCCGUCGUGGUCGUCACGGAUGGGGCCGGAGCCGAAGACGCUCUGGUUCCGGCACAGAAGAUACGGGACAACGGCGUUUCCAUCUUCGUCGUCGGCAUUGGGGACGUCCAGAGGGACAGUCUGCUGCGCAUCGCUGGCUCCGUGGGCCGCAUGGUGUCCGUGGCGUCCUACGAGGACCUGCAGUACUUCGAUGAGGAGCUCGUGCAGAUGUUGUGUGCAGAUGCCAAGCGACCCGUGGAUCUGUGCAGGCCCAACCCAUGCAUGAAUGACGGGAUCUGCAUCCUCCUGCGGGGCAGCUACCACUGCGAGUGCCGGGGCUGGGAGGGGCCGCACUGCGAGUACCGUGAGUUCCCUGCUCAGCGACCCCCACCUGCUGGCGCCCGAUGCUCAGUGCUGGAGUUACACACGCGGUGCUGGUGUGCGUUCGCAGGUUCUGCUCGGCCUCCGACCCGAGGUGACCUCCCGCGGCCCGCGAGCCUCAGACGCUCCCAGUGGAAGAGCCAUAAAGAGCUGCGGAUGCAGCGCAGAGCCGCGCGCCACCGAGGACACGCGCACGCCGCGCACGCUGACACACACCGUUAAUGAUACACACUCCUGUCACACGCAGACGCAGGGACACACCCUAAGAAAAUCCAAACGUUUCCGAAUAAGGUCUGAGUCUGACGUCCCCUUGGCAGUGACACUUUGACACCCUGGACACACCGGUCCCACCGGACUGCCAUGACCGCAGACCCCUGGUGGACUCAGGACUCCGAACCCAAACCUUCCUAUUGUGAUUUAACACACUUUAGCUCCUCUCAGGCCUCUGCGUCCAAUGUGGACAGCACGUCUCGUCCCACUGCGGAGAGACCCAUCCCGCCGCUCCGGCUCCUUCUCUUUGAGACACACCUGUUCCACAGUCUCACGAUCGUCCCUCAGUCGUCCUGCUUAUGGAGGGCAUCUCCCUGUCAACUCGGAGACACACAGGGAUCGUUUGGUGCUGCUAAAUAUUUAUUGUUAUGCUUAAUCACUGUAACACUGUACACUGUAUCAUAAAAACAGUAAAAAUACCUUGUUUUAUACACCGCUUGGUUUUCAUUUUAGGCCACGUGUUUGCUCCCUGUAAUGGAAUUGGAACGCCCUUUCUAUUACAUUCCGUUAAAGAAUUUACUAGGGCCUUCAGUGAUUGACCGCUGCCCUGUGUGUGUGUGUGUGUGU